Oncorhynchus nerka (sockeye salmon) is the source of this 7295-nucleotide messenger RNA. RefSeq names its product bridge-like lipid transfer protein family member 3A. The coding region runs from base 193 to 4257 and encodes 1354 amino acids. The transcript has 21 exons. The record is from RefSeq and is a predicted model, not a curated record. NCBI's taxonomy places the organism in Eukaryota, Metazoa, Chordata, Actinopteri, Salmoniformes, Salmonidae.
GCAGCAUGUUUUUGCUCGCUAUGUCUUAUGGGAAAAAUACUUUUAGACAAACGACUGCAAUCGUAAUGAAUGAGAGAAGGCUGCCAGCUGGGCAUUUCACUGAAGAUAAGAGGGCGUGGAAUGUGAAGAGAUGCAAAUAAGCUAGCUACAAAUAAACAAUUUAGCUAGCGAUCUUAUUCUCCCAAUACCGCUAUGGCAGGAAUAAUAAAAAAACAAAUAUUGAAACAUUUGUCCAGGUUCACCAAGAACCUGUCUCCAGACAAGAUAAACCUGAGCACACUGAAGGGCGAGGGUCAGCUGUCCAACCUGGAGCUGGAUGAGGAGGUGCUGCAGAACAUGCUGGACCUGCCUACCUGGUUGGCUGUCACCCGGGUCUACUGCAACAAGGCUGCAAUCAGGAUACAAUGGACAAAGUUGAAGACCAGCCCCAUCUGCCUGUUCCUGGACAAGGUGGAGGUGGAGAUGAGAACGUGUGAGGAGCCCCGUGCACCAAAUGGCCCCUCCCCUAUUGCCAUCACUGCUGGCCAGAGUGAAUAUGGCUUCGCUGAGAAGGUGGUGGAGGGUAUGUCUGUCAUCAUCAACUCCAUCACCAUCAAGGUGCAGUCCCGUGCCUUUCACGCCUCCUUCGAGCUCUGGCAGCUCCAGGGUAACAGUCUCAACCCCAAAUGGCAGAAGACUGACCUCCGCUACACCCGCAUCACAGACCCCAAGAGAGGAGAGGUUUUGACGUUUAAGGAGAUCAACUGGCAGAGUCUGCGUAUAGAGGCUGAUGCCAUAGAGAGUGAAGACCAGGACCUGGGCAGUAUCCCACUACGCCUCAUUACCAACCAGGGACGCAUCCGCAUCGCCCUGAAGCGCAGGGUGAAGGACUGUAAUGUUCUGGCCUCGAAGCUGCUCUUCAUUUUGGACGACCUGCUGUGGGUGCUGACGGACUCUCAGCUCAAAGCUGUCAUCCACUACGCCAAGUCCCUGAGUGAGGCCAUGGAGAAGUCUGCCCAGCAGAGGAAGAAUAUGGCUGCAGAGUCUCUACAGACUGCACCCCCAUCCCCUGGUAUCCACAAUCUAUGGACAGACCCUUCACCCCAUCCCAGCGUUGGUGUACCCAGUACCCUGGACCAGUACUUUGAUCAACACAACGUCAAAGAGUCCUCCUACCACACCUUCAUCUCUCGUCUAGACCUGCACAUAUGCAACGACAGCUCCUCAACAGACCCCGAUGAGCCUCCACCUCCAGGCUCCCAGGGUGCAAUGCAGUUGACCUUCCGCAAGCUGGGUUUUGACUACUACCCCAUCCACCGGCCCGCUGAUGGCUGUCAGCACUGGGAGCGUCACUGUGGAGCAAUGGAGGCCCGAGCCCAGUGGGCUUGCAGACUGCUGCAGGAGUUCCAGAGGAGGGUGGAGGCGUCAGGUAUCCCUGGUCCACAUUCUGAGAUCCCCAACCAGGCCAAGGACUCCCCCGCCAAGAGGGCUCACGAUGGACAGCCCAGCCCCCCUGACAGGGAUCAGAGCUCCAGGAGGAACUCAAUAGCACCUCCUCCCCCGGGGAAUCCUCUGAAGAGGCUCCGCUCUAGCUGUGUGGUGGUACGAAUGGACGACCUUGAUAUCCAUCAGGUGUCUACAGGGGGACGCCACAGCAAGAAGACCCAGUCCUUAAUAUCCUGUAACCGCAAGGCCCUGAACCUAGCAGACAAUAUACCAGCCAUCCACCUGCAAUUCACAGAGUAUUACUUCCCUGACAACCCUGGUUUGCCUGUACCCAACACUAACCUGUAUGCCCAGCUGAACGGCCUACAGCUGUGCCUAGACCCAGCCAGUCUGCUGUGGGUCAACCUGUUCUCGCGGGGCCUGCUGCGUACCCUGGAGCAGGUCAAAGCCUUCUACCAACUCCAGGACGGCAGCAAGGCAGAGGAGCACGUGGACAUCCGCAUUGACGCAGCACAGAUCAAAUUGAUUAUUCCCCUGGAGUCAUCCAUCAUGGACCACCAAGACAGGCCCCAGUCUCUGAACAUCACUGUUCCCCAGACGGUCCUCAGCAACACCUGCCACUCCCCACACGGCACCCGGGCCGACCUCAACGCCACCUACAGCAGCUUCUCCACCUGCCACUUCUUCCAGUCCGCUCCCCCUUGCUCCUUCCCCCGAGACCAGAGCUCCUUUCUCCCCCUACCCUCUGCCUUCCUCCAGCACUCCCUGGAGAUGGAGCCCCUGCCCUUUUCUGAGAUGAGACCCCUCCGGGCCAAGGACGUCUGGUCCCUAAGUCUCUCCCGCCUGUCCAUGAGCUUCGAGGGGGCACGGAAAAGCAACAAGGGCAGAGCUCACCCCUUCGUGGAGCCUUUCACCAUGUCUGUGUGGAUAUGUCGUCCAUGUGCGUUUAAGGGCUGUUCCCUGGUCUCCUCUCCCAGUGAACCAGCUCCUGUAGAUCCCAACCAUGGAUCCUUAGAGCAGGAGAACCAGCUCUCUUCCAACCCUGACCACCACAACCAGGACAGUAAAAAGGAGGCUCCAGUGGCCUCUAUUCACUUCCUGGCCCAGGCCAUCACACCGGUCAAAGUUUGGCUCAACCACUACCAGUAUGUGGCCCUGCUGCGGAUGAAGGACACCCUGGCCAGGCUGGGGGGCGAACUAGGCCGGGACACCAGGGACGCUAAGCAGGCCAGGGGCCAGAAGUCUGAGCCCCCUACGAUGUGCCUAGCCCUCCUAAUGGACUCAGUGGAGCUGGGGCUCCUGCUACCACCUGCAGCCAUGGAGCCAGAGGAGGAGGAGGCCCACACCCCAGGAUCUGAAAGCCCCAGCCUGACAGACUCCGACCUCUCCCCCACUCACCGUGCUACAUCGCCAGGCCCUCUUGAGGACAGUGGGAUAGGAAACGGUACUGCCACCGUCAACAGCUCUCCUCCCAUUGAGCAGGAAGUGGAUGGUGCGGUAGAGGAGGCCAGCGAGGCAGUAGAGGUCAUGGAGGGGGAGACAACCCAGGAGGAUGGUCCUGUCCCCUCUCCUCCCUUCUCCCCUGAACACCAUCCCUCCCUCCUGUCUAGGGACCCCUCUACCUUCAGCCUGGAGGAAGAGCUGUCCAACGCCCUCACCGCCACCAAGGACGUCACCAAAGAUGCCUUUAGUGCCUCCCUGGACCUGACUAAAGGGGCGUUCUCCAUCACAAAAGAUGCCUUCAGCUUCAUGAGUCGUGGGUCAGGGAUGAGCAAGCUGUUCACUACACAGGCCAAGGAGCAGCGCCCCGAGGAGGGAUGCCCUAUGGCCAGUCUGCGGCUCCAGUCCAUGAAGCUGUCUCUCUCACAGUACUCAUUCGACAGCGCCAUCCUGGACGGAAGCCUGCCCGACGACCACCUCUCAGUGGACAGCGACUCUAGUGACAACAUUCUCAUGGAUGAGUCAGGAGUAGAGUCCAUGAUGCGACCCAACAGCACCCGUGGGCCCAUGGACAGUGGAGGCAGCGCUGCCCCGGGGACAGAGGGAGGGUCAUCAGCCGACCUGAGCAGCUCCCUGUCCCAGAGCAUUGAGGACAUCACACAGGACACAGCCUCUGUGCUGUUGCUGGUGCUCAGUGGUAUUGCCUGUGUGGCGGACCUGAAGGGAGAGGACCUGGUGAUGGCAGUGGAGGUCCAGCAUCUCACCUCCAGACAGAUGGGCAACGUAAGGGUCUCUGACCUGCUGGCCAGACAAAUGUCAGGUGGGUCCACCCUGGGACAGAGACAGGGCUGCAGGUCAGCUCCAGUGGUGGGCAUGCGAAUAGAGAUGGGUCCCUCUGCAGCACGGCACGGUCCCCUCUCUGCGUUGGUAGGUCACCUGGAGCUGGGUGUGCAGGGCUGUCGGGCGGAGCUCCUGGCCUCCACCCUGGCUACCCUGGGGCCCUUCCUGGAGGAUGAGCUCAGUGCUGAUGUCCAGCCCAUGAAGAUCCGCCUGGACAAUGUCACCAUCACUCUGAAGGAUGAUGGUCCCAAGAUCUACCCGACGGCCCCCCAGCCCCAACCUGCCACCUUUACCAUAGACCAGGUGGUUCUGGAGCGCUCUGAUGAUGGCUUGUUUAGAAUCAAAGGUGGUGCAGGCCCAGACUCUGCAGGUGGUGCUGUGGUAUGUUUGGAGAAACCAGACAGUUCUUGUUCUGUCCAACCACAGCAGAGCAUGAGUCCAUCCCUGGGGUCCCAGCUAUUGGAGGCUCAGUUGGCCCUCUCUCAAGCCCUCACUGACCGAGAACGUCUCCUCCUGGAGGUCAGGAAGUACGACCCCAUGUUUGACCUGUGACUGCUUAACUCCCCCAACCAGCAGAGGGCGAUAUACUGACACUGAAUCAAUAAGGGAGUAAAGGAACUGAAUGAAAUGUCUGGACUCAGGCAUAUGACAAUUUGUAAACAACAAAGAUGAGCACCCAAUGGUGGAAUCCACACUGGUAGUUUGAAAGCUCAAGCUCUUCUAAUGAAUUGUACAAACAGUGUGUCACUUCCAGAGAACACAUAGGGGGGCUUGUAUUAACAAGAAGCCCCACUGGAGUCACUAUUUACACUCUGAGGUACAUAACAGGCACUAGUUUCAUCUGACAAUCUAAACAUGUUCCCUUCUGCUGUACAAAAGCAGUUUUAAUUUAAACCACCAUAGAGAAUAGUUAACUCAUUGUUGGGCUGCAACUCAAUUGCCAUUUAUCUUUGAUUUGAAGAACACAUGCCAAAAUGUGUCUUAUAGACUGAGUGGUUAGAGCCCGGAAUGCUGAUUGGCUGACGGCCGUGGUAUAUCAGACCGCAUACCACGGGUAUGACAAAACAUUUAUUUUUACUCCUCUAAUUACGUUGAUAACCAGUUUAAAAUAGCAGUAAGGCACCCCGGGGGUUUGUGGUAUAUGACCAAUAUACCAAGGGCUGUGUCUGGGCACUCCGCAAUGUGUUGUGCAUAAGAACAGCCCUUAGCCGUGGUAUAUUGGCCAUAUACCACACCCAUUGUGCCUUAUUGCUUAAUUAUAUGCACUGUGUCUUAUAUGCCAGAGAACAGUCAGAGUUGUAAAUGAUGUCUGUUGAUGAUAUGUUUUCAUGUACAAAUCAUUCACUGUCAGGCAUGCUGUGUGAAGAUCACUAGUGUUUUAGGAAUCUUGGUGAGUGGGUUUACAAACAUCCACAAAGCUUCAAAGAUAAAACUGCUUGUCAAUGUUAAGUAGGUCCUGUCCAUAGUUGUACAUAACUGUAGGUCUGUAUAGUUUGGAGCUGGUAUCUUAGAUGCAUUAAUGUAACCAUUGUUUAGAACCAUAGUGUAUUAAAUAGAAGAGUAGGGAAAGAAAAGCACUUUGACUUCAAGCAGUACUGCACUGUAUCCAUGGAGCUCCUGUGAAUGGGAGCACAAGACAAACCUGCAUAUCUAUCCCUUUGAUUGAUUGGUUGUGUAUCAGAGGGUAGGGCAAGCUGUCUCCACACUGUUCAGACUUUUUCAGACACCAGGUCAUUCCCCAGUGUUAUCUUUGCAUCAUAAAAAAAGUAUUACAUUUUGUGACUGUAAAACUAUAUUUGUAUUCUUCUUCUUCUUCCUUUUGAGAAAAGGUUCCACAAUUGUUGCGGUACGUUAUCUCAUUUAGUUUGUUACAUGAGGUGUACCCUGCCCUCAGACCGGUAUUACUUGAUCUCCUUAACUCACUCAUCUGCAUGGAGAAACACACAUUCUAGGCAUUUACUAAUACCUCACUGCAUGGAUGAAAUGUAGUGUUAUUCUUUUGAUAUGAACUUUUACAGGCAUGUAACAUGUCUUUUUUUAAAUGAUUUUCCAUUAGACAGUGUAGCUACUAGCCAUUUCAAACAAACACUAGUGGCACAGCCAUCAUAUCAAAGAAUAGAGAUAAUGAAUCUUAAUUGUCUAUAUAUGCACAAUAUAUGUAUAAUACUAAUAAUUUUAUCUACAGUAAAUCUGACAGGUGCAUUAAUGCCAAUUUGUUCAUGUAUUCCACCCAUUGGGUACCUUUCUAUUACUAUGUAAAAGUCGUGAAGCCUUUGUACUAAUUGGAAUAAUUUCUAGUAUUAUUUAAUGAUGUGGUUAUGUUUUAAUUAUAUAUUUUUGUAGCAAUUCUAGGGUAUGAUGUGGCGGUGACAUUAGAAGUAUUUAAAUUGUAUUAUUUGUAUGGUUUUUUUGUAUUUAGAUUAGUAUUUGGUCCUGAUGAGGGAGAGGAGAGACAUUGGAGUAACGUUACUUAGAUCCAAGUCACAUUCCGCAAAACAAGUGUGAGUUGUGAGAAACUCAAAUGGAUCAAGAGACUUGUUUGUGUAUGUGGUACAGUGCUAACAAGUUAAUAACUCCACAACCCUCAGUUGAACUUUUAGCAUCAUUCUCCACUCUCUUCUGAGUGGUAGCUUGAGACCUCUGGUGGUCAGAAUAAUAUGCCACUGAUUUUCUGGUUGCCUUCCAAUAUGAAUAUGAAUGAGUGUUACUUUCUAAUUGUGGGAAGUAGCAUGAAGCAAUAGGAGGAAGUCUGUUUUGCCCAUAUUCUGAGAGGGAAGUUUUUUUUUAAUGUACGAAUGCCUAAGAUUAUCAAAUAAAAAAUAGUCUAAUGGUUCAGUUUUUUUCCCAUCCUGCAUGUUUUGUAUUUGAAAAUUCCCUCAAGGUCAGUCAGUGUAACAAAGCAGUGAUUCCAUUCUCAAUAAUAUCAGCGCCCCAAUUUUCUUGCUGAUAUUUGCUUUUUGGCAUGGCCUUGGCUGUCAGUGUGAUGGGGAAUGAAAAUUACAUCCCCAGUUGGAAGGAUGCAGUUAUGUUGACUGUGUCUAAAAAUCAACCCUCACCCCCUCCUUAGAACCCUGUUAGUACCUCUCUGUUCACAGCAGGGUGCCCACUCUGCCCCCAGCCAGCUCCCUCCUCACUGCCUGUCAAGUUACACUUCUACUGCAUCCCUUAUCUUGCUUGGGUUACCAUGAUGUAUGGGGAUGGGACUGGGACACCGGGCAUCUCCCUACAUGGGCUGCUUUCUCUCGUCUUCGUCAUCAGAAUGACUUUGCAAAAAUAUUAUCAAUGUUGUGGAUGGAGUGAGUGCAUGCAUUGUAACUGAACCGAUUGUUCUUUUGCUCUAUACCUUGUGGAUUAUUUGCACUUAAGUGUGGUAUGUUCACUAGAAAUUGCACUUGCUUAAUGUGAAUCACUUAGAGGAUCAUCCCUGAUAUUUUCCUGAUACUAAUGUUGUGGGAGGCCCUCUGACAGUAUUAUGUAAUAUUUGUGUUACACUUGCUUAGAAGUCAUCACAUCAUUGAAUAAGACUAAACUUGGUUCUGUGAACCAAAUUAGUAUGCGAAAUGUUUCAAAGUGAUAAACUAUUGAACCAA